AUGCUGCGAUCGAUUCUUGUACGAAACCAAGUAUUAAACGAAACUUUAAAAAAAGCAGUUCGAACAAAUAUCACGAGAUGUAUCAGUGCAGAAUUGUCUAAAAGGAAAUUUUCGAACAAAAUUUGUAGUCCAGAUAUAAAUAUAUGUACUUUGCCACAAUGGAACCUUAUUCAGAAGAGAUGUUACGCAGAUUUACCAAGUCACCACAAGGUCAUAUUGCCAGCUCUAUCACCUACUAUGGAGAAUGGUUCUAUUCUAAAUUGGGCCAAGAAGGAGGGUGACAAACUCUCUGAAGGGGAUCUACUUUGCGAGAUUGAAACUGACAAGGCCACAAUGGGAUUUGAAACUCCAGAAGAGGGGUAUUUGGCUAAGAUCGUGAUUCCAGCUGGUACAAAGGGUGUACCAGUUGGCAAAUUGCUUUGCAUCAUUGUAGAAAGUGCGGACGCAGUAGCUGCUUUCAAAGACUUCAAAGACGAUUCUCCAGCGCCGGCUCCGAAACCCAAAGCGGCAGCGGCUGCUCCCGCGGCGGCCCCGGCACCGGCCGCUCCGGCACCCGCCGCCCCGGCGCCGCCCCCCCCUCCGGCCCCAGCUGCGGCCCCAGCAGCAGCGCCUGCAGCUCCAGCUGGCGGUAGGGUGUAUGCCAGCCCAUUCGCUAGGAGACUUGCAGAAAUCAAAAACAUACGGCUCGGAGGCCCAGGAUCGGGGUUGUACGGAUCGGUGAAGAGUGGCGACUUGGCAGGUAUGGCGGCGGCCCCGGCGGGCGGCGCGGCGGCGGGCGGCGAGGCGGCGGCGGCGGCGGCGGCGGCGCCCGCGCCCGGCGCCAGCUUCGUCGACAUUCCGCUCUCCGGCAUGCGCUCCACUAUCGCCAAGAGACUGUCGGCCUCCAAGCAGACCGUCCCUCACUACCAACUGAGCGUCACCGUCAACGUCGAAAAGACUCUAGCGAUGAGGAAGAAGCUCAAUGAGAAAUUGGCUAGCGAAAAGUCUGACUUAAAGAUAUCAUUGAACGACUUCAUCAUUAAAGCCGUAGCUGCCGCUUGUAAACGAGUACCCGCUGCUAAUUCCUAUUGGAUGGAAACUUAUAUUAGACAGUUCAGUAAUGUAGAUGUAUCUGUAGCAGUAGCGACGCCAACGGGUCUAAUAACUCCGAUCUUGUUUAACGCCGACUCGCGUGGUAUGCUUGACUUGUCGAAGAACAUGAAGCAACUUGGUGCUAAAGCGCGUGAAGGCAAACUACAACCUCAAGAAUAUCAGGGAGGCACCAUCACAGUGUCAAAUCUUGGCAUGUAUGGUAUUACAAUGUUCAACGCUAUUAUCAAUCCUCCACAGUCACUAAUAGUGGCGUGUGGUGGAUUACAACAACAACUUAUUGCUGACAAAAAUGAAGCUCAAGGCUUUCGAUUGGCGAAUUUCGUGACGUUUACCGCUUCAGCGGACCACAGGGUGAUCGACGGUGCGGUGGGAGCACAAUGGAUAAAGGCCCUCAAGGAGAACCUCGAAGACCCAGCAAACAUAAUUCUCUGA
This is a messenger RNA of Arctia plantaginis, 1524 nucleotides long. NCBI's taxonomy places the organism in Eukaryota, Metazoa, Arthropoda, Insecta, Lepidoptera, Erebidae. The record is from the annotation of a GenBank genome assembly.